UGCAGUGACGUCACGGUGACGCAAGUGUCAUGGCGAUUGUUUAUCUGAGUACUUAAGCUGUUAUUCUGUUCGUUUUAAAACGUUUUCAACCUGUGUUUCAACAUGAGUGACACCAUGUCUAACUGUAGCUCACCUGGCAACAAAGCUUUACAAGUAAUGAAAACUGCAGAGGAUUUGCAGUUAUUCAAAAUGCCAGGUGCCCCUCUUUCGGGUAGAGUGAGAAAGAAGCAGAAAGUUUUGGAAGAAGAUGUUUACAUAGAGCAAAUUGGUAAUAUAAUUGAAAGGGACUUUUUUCCUGACCUCGAGAAACUCAGAGCUCAAAAUCAAUACCUUGAAGCAAUGGAUCAGAAUGAUGUCAUGAAGAUGCGAGAAUUGUAUGCCAAGUAUAGCUCAGGGGCCAAGCCACCAACUGAACGAUGUGCUAGCCCAGCAACAUUUGAAACACCAGUUGCCAAUAGGCUAGAUGACUCAGAACCGUCGCGGGAAGAAACUUCAGACCAGUCAAAGAAGGAAAAUGAUGGUGACAGUUCUGUAUCAAAACAAGAUUGCACUAGACGAUUGGAUGCAUUCCUCAGUGCUCACACAAGUGAAGAUAAUGAGAGCUUCCAAGAAAUUAUAAAAGAAGCUGAUAUAAGACAUAGACAUAGGUAUGGUUGGCUUUACCAAGACGAAGAAGCUUCAGCAAAUAAAGUCAAAGCCCAGUUGGCCCUACCAUCCAUUGAAAAACAAGCAGAAAUUGCAGACCGUCCAUUUAAUAUUGAUACAUGGAAAUUUACAAAUAAAAACUACAUUAUGUAUGUCCCAGAAGGUGCGCCAUUGUCAGAGGAAGAUAAAAUUGCACUAGCUAACAAGCGCCAAGAAAUUGUUCAUAAUAACACAAGGCUUAAGAAGAACCCAUUUGAUGAGCGUCAAAAUAAGGAAGUAAUCAAAGGACUAGCAGUGACUCAAGCAAGAUCUCACGAUGGAAAAAUUGGUGUUGAUGGAAAAGAAUUAACAACGGAGACUCCAAAAGUUAAUGGAUUCAGCUAUGUGACAAUGGAUUCACCCAUGCCUGGUGUAAUGGAUUCCCCUUUGAUGACAUGGGGUGAAAUUGAGGGUACACCAUUUAGGCUGGAUGGAGGUGAUACACCACUUCGCCCAAGUCAAGGCCCCUCUUUCAAAAUGAAUGCUCCCCCGAAACGUGAGAAGAUUGCUUUGGCUCUUGCUGAAAAAGCAGGAGAGAGGCACAGAGAACGAAAACUCAAAGCUCUAGAAGCAGCUCGUAGACUUGCAUCUCCGUCUCCGAGACCUGGCACAGGCUCUUUGGAAAGAUUGAGUUCUAUGUCACCAGCAGCUCAAAGAUUAGCAACACAUAAGUUGCGACCUGGAGAUUCUGCACUGAGAGCAUCUUACACUCCAUCGCCUCAAAGACAUCUUGGUGGUGUCACACCUGGACCAUCAACUCCUCUGCUGACUCCCUCAACAACACCUUUGAGGCAUACCCCAACAAGACGGGUGAAGCCUCCAACUCCCAAAAUAACUUCUCAUCUGACUGAUAACUUAUUAAAAUUACCUCACAGGGCAAGAGCAUCAGAUUUCUUUUAGAAUUUUUACUAUUCAUUAUUAUAAAUUUUUGGGUGAAUGGCUCUGUUAACACAUGUACAUGUAGUAAGGGCUUAAAAAUCAACCUCUUAAAUGGAAAGUGUUAAAGUUUGGGUAACUAUAGAAACUGUUCCAGAUAUUAUGCUAUGCAUAAUGUUUGUAAUGGAUGUUUCUGCUCAUGGAAGAAAGUCUUAUUUCCACCACUAGUUUGUGAGUAUCUGUAUAUAUUUAAUUUACUAAAGUGUAUGUUUUGUGAUAUAUAAUUGUUGAUUAUAUUUAUAUGGAAACAAAAGAACAACAAAGGCUUAUUGAUUUGUCCAAAUAUCUGAGAUGAGAAAGAAAAUAAGUAAUGAAAAAAGAUGCAUAGCUUAAAAAUUAGGGAAGAGGAGCAGAACAGGAAGAUGAUUGAUCAGGUCAAAACCUGAUGAAAACAUCAUAGAAUGUGAUUAGCUAAAGUAGAGGAAUUAAUGAGUUUGCUGUUGGAUAGUGUUGUUGGUGUUUCAUUUGUGUUGCAAACUCAGCACUCUUAAUAGUAGGUCAGGAAAUGUGUGUCAUGAGUUCUGUCUGAGUCAGUGUUGACAGCUAUUCAAAAGCUAGAAUCUUUCAAAAAAGAACGUUUGGGGAGGAAUGAGAACAAGAAAUUUUACUUGAGAUUGGAGCAUUUUUAUUCUCCUUUUGACAAGGCUUUACUUUGCCAAGUCAAAUAAGCAGCCUUCUUCUCUCUCUUUGAAGUUCAGCACAGACAGGUACUGGAGGUACAGGGGGAAUGUUUUGGGGGGGCCCUCAUUGCUUUUAGACCUUGAGACAAAUUUACAAUUUCAGUUCAUGAUUAUGCGCAUAUCGUAAACAUUCUAGCAUAGCGAGUUAAUGGUAAUUAUAGCAAGUGGCAACAAAACUGUACAAAUUUUCCUACCUACGUUACAUCUAAAGAAUCACAAAUUUUAGUUUAAUCAAAUAUUCUCGGAGUACUAAUGCGCGCAAGAGUAAUGAGACAAUUAGCUAAAUUCACAUUUGCUAAAUAAAUUAAAAAUUACUACUAA
Molecule: messenger RNA, 2621 nt
Organism: Frankliniella occidentalis (western flower thrips)
Lineage: Eukaryota; Metazoa; Arthropoda; Insecta; Thysanoptera; Thripidae
Gene: Es2
Product: splicing factor ESS-2 homolog
Exons: 8
Coding region: 103-1584 (493 amino acids)
Cellular component (GO): catalytic step 2 spliceosome
Source: RefSeq, a predicted model, not a curated record